Molecule: messenger RNA, 2508 nt
Organism: Trichoplusia ni (cabbage looper)
Lineage: Eukaryota; Metazoa; Arthropoda; Insecta; Lepidoptera; Noctuidae
Gene: cbc
Product: protein CLP1 homolog
Exons: 9
Coding region: 166-1428 (420 amino acids)
Biological process (GO): tRNA splicing, via endonucleolytic cleavage and ligation
Cellular component (GO): mRNA cleavage factor complex; nucleus
Molecular function (GO): polynucleotide 5'-hydroxyl-kinase activity
Source: RefSeq, a predicted model, not a curated record
ACUAAACUGGACUUUUCGAUAAUUCGUGUUUCGUGUUUUGAAAAUACUACACAGUGCUCUCACUGCAUUUGUCGAUGAGUUAAAUUGGAUUGUAAUCAAACAUCUGUUCAGAAAUAGAAUAAUUCUUAUUUCUUACAUAAUAGUUGAAGGCACUGCAAACAGAAAAUGACUGAGGUUCAAUUACAAGAGUUUAAACUGGACCCCGAUUCGGAGUUACGAUUUGAAGUUGAAUCGAAGAACGAAAAAGUUGUAUUGGAGGUCAAAAGUGGUUAUGCGGAGUUGUUUGGCACUGAGCUGGUGAAAGGGAAGCCCUAUGAGUUCCACACCGGCGCUAAGGUCGCUGUGUUCACAUGGCACGGCUGUACAGUAGAGCUGAGGGGCAGGACUGAAGUCAGCUAUGUGGCAAAAGAAACACCUAUGGUUGUAUACCUAAAUGUACAUGCAGCUCUUGAACAGCAAAGGGUAUCAGCAGAGCAGGAGUCCACACGAGGACCAGUCACGAUGGUGGUUGGACCUGGAGAUGUGGGCAAGUCCACUCUGACUCGUAUCCUGCUGAACUAUGCAGUGAGGAUGGGCCGCAGACCAAUAUAUGUUGACCUGGAUGUCGGACAAGGACAUAUUAGUGUACCUGGGACCAUUGGAGCUCUGCUAGUGGAGCGACCCGCCAGCAUCGAGGAGGGCUUCAGCCAGCAAGCUCCAUUAGUUUACCACUUUGGACACAGCUCUCCCGGAGAGAACCUGGAGCUGUACAACACUAUAGUGUCCAGGCUCGCUGAGGUUAUUGCCGAGAGAUGCGAGAAUAAUAAAAAGGCAUCAACGUCAGGUGUUAUUAUCAACACUUGCGGCUGGAUCAAAGGGGCCGGAUACAAAGUGCUCACACAUGCCGCGCAAGCGUUUGAGGUCGACGUGAUACUGGUGCUUGAUAACGAGAGGCUAUACAACGAGCUCAAACGAGACAUGCCGAAGUUCGUCAAAGUUGUCUACCUACCAAAGAGUGGCGGCGUUGUAGAAAGAUCAUCGACCCAGCGGGCGGAGUCACGUGACGCCCGCAUCCGCGAGUACUUCUACGGCAAGCGGACGCCUUACUACCCGCAUUCCUUCGAUGUCAAGUUCACAGAUCUCAAGAUAUAUAAGGUGGGCGCGCCGUCGCUGCCGGACUCGUGCAUGCCGCUGGGCAUGCGCGCGGAGGACGCGCUCACGAAGCUGGUGGCGGUGUGGGCCUCGCCCGCGCUGCAGCACCGCCUGCUGGCCGUCAGCUUCGCGGCCGCGCCCGACGACGACGUGCUGCACACCAACCUCGCGGGCUUCGUCUGCGUUACUGCCGUAGACCCUGAGCGACAGACGCUGACGAUCCUGUCGCCGCAGCCGCGGCCUCUGCCCAGCACGGUCCUGCUGCUCUCCGACCUACAAUACAUGGACAACCACUAGUCCUCGCUGCACGGCCCCCCCGCCCACGCCCACUCCCAGCCGUGGGGGUGGCGCUACACCAACAUCUCGCUACACAGGAAGUAAACUUGUGCUAAAAGUGACUCUACACGUGAUUGGACUUGGACUUAAUUAGAUGUGACUAUUUUAUUACAUUUAUCUGAUUAGUUUAAUGUAGUGCUGAUGUAUACCAACAGAAAUUAUGUAGAGAUUUAAUAUAUAAAAGUAGUUGUAGUAAUUACUUUUGAAAAGUGAUCCGAAAUUUGAAUCUUUGUUAAAGUACGGUUUAAUUACGCUUCGGUAUUUAUCGGGAUUGUUCGAUGAGUGUUGGAGCCAACUGAAGUCCUUACUAGGAAAAGAGACCCGGCGUCACGCGGGCGAAUCCAUCUCAAUAAAUACGUGUGAAUAAAACAUUCUUACAAUUAAAAAAACGCCUCACAGGAGUGCUAUAAUAAGCGAUUCAAUUUUGUAGUGAUGAAGUAUAUUAUUUAACUUACAAAUUAUAUCACCCAUAUAAUCCUUAGAUAUUUACAUUACAAUAUAAUACUGUAUAUUCUUUGUACUUAUCAAAUUUAUCAUUGUUCUAUGCAUAUGUUCACGUGUGGAGAAAAAGCAUGAGUUUGUGUAGCAAGGGGGGCCGGCUUACCUGUACCGUACGUGAUACGAUCCCUAAGGAUCUCAAACAGACUGUAAAUAUAUUUAGAUUAGACUAAAUAGUAGAGUAUUUGACUAAAUAAAUAUAGUUAGUCCGUCAGAUAGAUUUUCAAGAAAAAAAAGAUUUGAAAAAGUGGUUUCAAAUCAGAGUGACGUCAUUUACUAGCAAACUUUUCACUAGCAAUUGACGUCACCAGCUCCCACUUCCAUACAUUUCGCCAUCUUAAUUGCGUGUAUCCAAUAUUUUUAGAGAAUUAUCUGACGAAUUGAUUAUAUUUAUUCAGUUAAAUACCUUACUGAUAAUAAAUACUUUUCUACCUAAUCUUAGGAAUUUCAAAUAUUUUGACUGAAUAAGAAGGUAUUCUUAAAAUUACGAGUUAACUUGUACAAUUGCUAAUAAUUAAUAAUAAAACAAAAAAGAUAAUAUUU